ACAAUCAAACCAUGUUGCUCAUAGAGCCGGUCCUUUAUUCGCUGCAUCCGCAUUGCUUCCUUGCAUGUUUAAACGUGAAUACGCUGGAAAGAGGGGAGCAACUGAGGACAUAACCUUACGAAGCGACUCUAAGAGCUGACUGAAGUGAAACCAUCCUUUCAAAAUGGAAUUUAAAUCCAAGACCAGGACUACAAAUGCUUUUUUUAACAUCUCCUAUGCAAAGUAGGCAACUUGCCCAAAAAUUACGCAUGGUUCAAGAGAAGCGGCACGGAGACACCGCACCCAGCCCCUGAAUCCAAACGAAGAAGGGCAAGUUCCAAUACAAGAUUACAUCAGAUUUGACCAGAGGUUCAUUUGACCUGACCAGAGGUUUAAGGCGCAGAAACAAAAAAGACUAAAGUAAGAAUUUCUUUUUGUCUCUCUUCCGACUAUUUGUUUAUUCUGCUUUGAAUAGAGAUAUCAAAUAUUUGGACAGUUUAGCAUGUGGCAGUUAAAUAGCCUACCGGUUCUGUCUCUUCUUCUUCAUCUUUUAUCAGAUUAAAAAAAAAAUGUCAACACCUGUAUGACUUUUUCUGCUAACAAACCGGUUGACAGGUAUCCGCCCUUCAAAGACAGAAAUACUUAGCUCCAAAACGCGCACAGCAAGUGUCAUUGCUCUAUAGCCGAGUACACAAAACAAGUGAAGUUAUCGUUUCCGUCCAGAGCGUCGAAGAGUCAUCGUUAAUCAAUGCAGCCAUGAAUGCAUCGCUUUUCCAGUGAACAGAAAGCGUUUGUGUUCAGGAACGAGAAAGCUUUGCCUGGAGACAGUGGCGCGGUAAGUUACUGCUGUGCGUCAUGAGAUAAUGCACACACCAUUUAUCCUAAUGGUGGAGACGCACUUCUCGUCCUGUCUGAUGGGAGAGUGAGUCAGACAUUACAGAUGCGAUCAGUUUAACUUAAUGAUACUACAUGACGGUCUCCACUUACACUCGGGCAGUGGAAAGUAAAAGGGAAAUUGGCCAAAGUCCAAACCAGUCCGACCGGAGCACUGUAUUUAAAUAAAGUAGCUACUAAACGUUCAUAGGAAGCAAUCCGACCGACGACAUACUGCCUGAGUGUUACUAGAAUUGAAGACGACACCCUGAUUGAUCUAAUUGAUAUCAAAUCCAGUCAGUUUUGAUGAAUAGCAGGUUGAAGUCUAACUAUUUACGACUGUUACUUUACGCACAGAUUAUGGGCUGUUUUAACUAGAGAAGUGGAUUUUAGCAUGCCUCACAUUAACCUGUACCGAACACUUUUGACCCUAUGUUGAGGAUAGUUUUAAAAGGACUCGUCUUACUAAAAGUGACUGUCUAUAAAGGCAGGCCACGACAGGUGGUUCAUGGAGGUACAUCACCAAGAGAUCAGAUAUAGAGAUAUCUUUCACAAACACAGGCCAUCAAGGAUCCUGGUGAUCAAGUACCUGCUGUGUUCAGGUUUCACACCAACUGGUCUGGACUUUGCUUGUUAAGUUGUAGAGACAUGUAUUAUAUAUUGGAGAAGUCUGUGGUAACAGAGAUCAGAGUUUACAUCACAGUGGUUUCAGACACUACAUAGGAAUGGGGAAGGGAAUUUCACAUGUAAGCAAAAGGGUUGUGGUAACAGCAUUGCCUUCUGUACAUUGUUUUUAUUUUAAUGUUUCCUGUGAAAACAGGUCAUUUUUUAUGUGUUUUGUAUAUGUGUGUCUUGUGUAUAUAUAUUUCCUGUCACAGCCACACUUUAGUGACAAGAUUAAAGCAGGAUAAGGAUUUUUGAUGAACUUUGAUAAUCAGAAACAAUAUUAACUGUUUUUUUUUUUUGCAGUUUGGGCAUCUAGAACAUUCACAGAGCUUCAUAUCUGUCAGGAAAGACUGUCAUAAACCAUAUCCAUUUUUUAAGUUAUAAAAAUACCGGCAGCAUUCACACUGAGUGAAAUUUAACAAUCUGUUGAAUUUUGUGAACAGAUUUGGUUGUUUGGAAGAAAAAAUAACCUCUUUCAAUCUUGUAAUAGUAACACUUCUGUGAAUUCAUGAGUGUUACUGCUUAGCCCUCACUUUUUACAGAAAAGUUUCCAAUCUAAGUAAAUGCAGAACUCUCUUAGAUAUAUUUAAUCUCUCAGACCUGAAAGAAUUUAUGCUGUAUUCAUUCUCAACAUUCUUAGCCCUAACCCCUAUCCUCACAGAUUGUGUUAUCAGUGCAUGUCAUGCCACCACUAAGAGUGACUGGAGGAUAAGCGGUAUGAACCGAGAAUGUGCCAAAGGUCUAGUGUGUAGAAGAUAGUUUAAACAGUUCCGUGGACUAAAAAACACUCAAGGUAACAUAGUUAGCUGUUUUCUUUCCCUUUUUUCUGUUUAUGUACCAGAUUGCUGUUUACCAGUGAAAUGGUGCUACUCAAGGUUUCACCCUGUUAAAUGGAAGUUUUGUUAGCAUUGUUGUUUAGUAUAACGUCAAAAUUGAACCAUUAUUUGAUCUCUCUGAAACAAAAGACUUGCCCUAUAUUUUUAUUUAAAAAAAAACAUUCUGUUUACAUAUUUAUCUUUUGUUUCAGAUGCGGGCCACCUGUAAGAAGUGUGUUUGGUUGAUUCUGGUUUUUGGGUUUCUGCUGGCCCUAGUUCACAUUUGGAGUCCUGGGAACAGCUCUAGGGUUGACAUUCGGCCAAAGGAAUGGAGUCCAAUAAAUACAAAUCUCAAUGGGAAACUACAGAAGGCUGUCAAUGACUUUCAAGACAUUCCUUACCAUAUAAAGGAGGAUGCGGCUUGGUAUGUUAUUAUUCUGGCUGCUUGUUAUUGUCUCUUAUUCUGCCUUCUAUCAAAUACCUGACUUUGUUCUACUUCCUGAUGCAGCCGUUUGGCUCGAAACACAUGUGUGUGUGUGGCUGAUAAGAAGACAGUUAACUUGCCCUUCUCAAACCUGCUGUGGCCUCAGGCAUGGGCUCACGACAUCAGUAUGGCUUUCUUAGAGUCCCAUCCUGACCCAAAGGGGGUGAAGCAGAGGAGAGCUAAGGAGUACCAGAGCUUUCAGAGGAGGUAAACUUCAGCCAAUGACACAAUAACACACCCAUGCUUAAUCAUCGGACUGCCACUGCCACUUUCCUGGUGUUGUGAAAAAUGGAGAGUUUGACUCAUUUCAGUCAUGCUUUUUUUAAUCAGGUGAUAGCUAUCUUUCAACCCUGAACACAGCAAUACAUUGAGAGGGAAGUCUAUUCAAAGGCUGAUAUGAACAUGCCUGGUGUGGUACACCUUCACUUGUUUGCCUUAGUGCUUUAUUUGCAUUGCAUCUUUGCAUGAACACUUUGUUGUGAGAGUAGUCAAUGCACUUUGCUGCCUUGGGGUAACUUUGACGUCAGCUUUGUGCUGUAAUAUGAUUUUGAUGGGGGAACCGGACUCAAGUGUCAGCUACAGGGUAAGAAACAUUAAAAUGGAGGAGAGAUCGUUUGAAGAAAGGUUGAUGUUGUCAGGCUGGAUUUUAUGUAGAAAUAUAAACUGACAGUGUGUAGAAAAACAGGUAGGACAGGAAAUGCUGUCGCUUUUGCUUAAGGAAGUCUGUGGAAACUGUGGAAGUUACCAUGGCAGUGACAUAAUAGCAUCAUUCACUUUUGUGUCAGGCACCUUGUUCUUCCACUGCAGCCGUACACUGUUCCUUUUUUUAUGCUGCUUUUUAUAGUUUAACAGUUUAGCACAUAUAUAAUGUAGUUUAACAAACAUGAGCUCAACAGACUGGCUGUUUAGAGCAGCCUUAGACUUUCUGAUUAUACACGAUGAAUGUAAUGUGAAUGUGCAAAUGUAAAGAGUAGUGUUAAAGCCCUUUGAGUGGUGAUAUAGACAAGAAAAGCCACGGUCCAUUUACUAUUAACCUGCUGUGUGAAUAUGAUCUGGUUCCUUAAAUUAAAUCAUCACUUAAGUGAAUUUAGGAAGUGAUUCCAUAAAAGGGGGGGUUGUGGCCACUUGGGUUUUACUUGCUAACAUUAUCAGCUCUGAUACUUGCUUUGAAAUUCUGAUUUAUCCUUUUUUUUCUGGAUGCUACCGUCAAUAAAGUUACAGUCUGGUAUGAUUUAUACUUUAAAUAAAGACAGCAAUUAUUUUUCCAGUCAUACAAGAUCUCUGUCAACCCUGAGCAAGCCGCCCUAAUGCUACAAAUAGUUUCAAUCAUCCAGACAAGCUGUUAGUGCUGUUGUUUGUGAAAUGAAAGUUUUGCUCUAAAGGGGGUCAUUUUACAAGGGAUCUUACACUACAAUUCUAUCAAUUCUUUGUGCUUUGAGAAUGAAGAGGCAGUUGAGGUAUUUGCAUUUUAUUGAAGUUGCCCCUGAUUUUUUAACUGUAUGUUCCUGGCUAAUAUAUUUUGUUCCUGUAGAUCCUAUGACCCUACAGAUGUGCUGGUUGUCGCUGAAGCUCAAAGUCCUCUUCAGUACCCAACACAGGGUGUGAAGGUGCGACCCCUCAAAACCAUCAUCAUUCCUGGUAACAGCAUAUCCAUCGUCACACCUUAAAUUUGAUCAGAAAUAAGCAUCUUUAACAUCAUAUUAUGAAUUUUUUUUAAGUCAGACAUUUAAAAUGCUUCAUCAUUAUCCCACAGUGCUGUGUUUGAUCAUUGUUUAUUUACCCUCAGGUCUUGGUCUGAAAGAAGAAAAACAGUCAAACCAUUCGGUAACUUUCAUUUUCUUUCUUGUUUGUUUUCAGUAGAGACCCAGUUUUUCGGUCUUCACCUCAAACGUUGUGGUUGAUUUUCUCUUCUUUUUUUUCAAAAACCAUGCUAAUGGUCCUACAGGUACAUUUGACAGCGACUCUGGGGACUUUUGAUGUAGCAGCGACAGUCGACAGGGUCUACGUGACGGGGGUGGGAGAGAAACAAAUGACCGUGUGGAGUCCUGUCCUCUCUGCUCUGAACAGACAGCUGCAGUUUGUCACAUACACAAACACCGUGUUUCACCCCAGGACAGCAGACACAAGUAAGAUGGUUUAAGGAAGUAUUUACAUAAACAGAGACAUGUUUACCCAAGAAAUAGAUCACAAUUGGAUUCAGUCUCAUAAUGUCCCUUAGAGCUACAGUCAGUGAGGCAGACGACUUACUCGUUCACCUUCAAUUUAAUCCUUUGUUGCACUUUAAUAUGAGAAAAACAUGAUAUCAUUAUAAAAUGUAAUUCAGUAUAGAAAGAAUGAGAACAAUGUCUGCCAGGAUGUGGUUGUAACAGGCCUGACUUUCAAAGCCCACCCACAGGAUUCUCAUAGCAAUAUUUGUCCAGCAACAAAGCCUCACAUUGUUGAAAUAUAAACUGGAUCGGCCAGUGACUGAAAGUAACGCUUGUAAGUUUGUUUCUUAUCCCUGUAGGUUCUAUUGUUUUAGAACAUAUUGAGCAGUAUAACUGAGGCAUAACAGGGCAACUUAAAAACAGCAACCUUUGAUUCAACCAUAUCGUUCAUAGAUAAACCAGACAAUCCAAAUACAGAUGUUACGAUAGCCUGUUUGGUACGGAUAAAGAGAAUAACAGGAAGCAGACCAGUAAUCACUUAAACACUGUGCAGGAAGUGAAUUUGGGAGGGUUUACCUCCUAUUCACUUAUUAAGAUUGAGUCUCCAUCACAAGUUGAGCUUUUAUUUAAUGCAUGAAAUGAAUUGAAUGCAAAUAAUUUAACACUUUGCAAUGGUUGAUGAAGCAACCGAAACUCACCAGCUCUUUUCAGGCCAAAAUGACUCUACAAUCAAUGAGUUUACAGCUAAAGAAAAAUUAGUUUAAAAAGUGUGCCAGAAGAGGAAGAAGGAAAAGAGGGAUAUGCACCUCCAGUUGCUCUGAGUUCUUAGCCAUUGACCCCCUUGACAAACUGAGUCACCAGAACUGAAAUCUCACUUACCAGCGGAGACUCACAGCUGCCAUGUCCUCCCACUUCCAGCUAAUCUUCAACACUAACAAAUGAGUCAGAUCAGGGGCAUGAGCAAACUGAGGGGUUGGUUAAUGUUAUCGUUUGGCUAGUUAUCAUGUAAUAGGAUGUGGGAAUGUAAACCGGGAAAAGAUAAAUAUAGGUAGUACAUCUUUUUGCUAUUCCUGAUUUAGUUUCUGAUAUCAUGACAUGUUCUUCUAUUGUUUUAAAGUCAGUUUGUCACAAUUACACAGAGUAGCAUUAAAAAUGAAACAAGGAGACAUCAUUGGAUUACUUUGAUUCACCAGCAUGUUCUGGUUGUUGAUUGGUUAUAGAUAACAGAGUCCUUCUUUGGAGCAUCACGUAAGCAAAUCACAAAUGAUCUAGAACCCUAGUUAUGAACUCCUAGUACCAAUAGCACAAUACUCAUAUUUAAUAAUUUAAUAAAGACAGUUCUUGUCCAUUCUUGCAUACUACAGCAACCCUAAUUUGAACAAGGACAAUAUCCAAAUUAACAUAAUUUUUACAUGCAUUGUAAGAGUAAAAGCCAUCAAUGGUUGGAUUAGAAAAUGGAUGACGCCAACCCUCCCAAACGCUGAAGCCAAGACAUUUAGAGCCUCCCUCGGUCAUUAUAGCAGCAUACAUGGGUCAAACUGAGAAGUUAAAAUGCAUCUAAAAUAUUUUCUUCUUGGAAACAUACUUUUCAUAUGAGAGUUCUUAGCUUGGCAGGUGUAUGCACAAGUGAUGAUGUAGCAUAAAGAUUAGUUUGAAUAGUAAACUCCAUCAGCAUUCACUACAUUCUUAGUGGAUUAAAUUUCAAUCAGCAAAACUUGUUUGUUUUGGCUUCAUUCGAUGUCAUAUGGAUGAGGGCUCCUCAUCCAUAUUAAGUAAAGUCAGUGAGUAAUAUUAGCACAAGUGUAGCCAGGAAAAAAAGUCUAUGGCACUGACAGCAACCAUACAGACACACUUAUCUAUGUAAAUCAGCCUGCUUCCAAUAACCCGAGCCUGAUUUCUUUGAAGUACUAAACAUUCAAAACAGCUUUGAACAUCAGGUGGCUUACAGAGGAGGUUAGGUUGAUAAAUAUAAGACACACUGCCAAAAGAAAAGCGCACAAGUUUCACCAACCCACACAUAACACUGGAUCAUUGAGUAUAGCCUUCAAUAAUGUUACAUGUGGACUUAAACUUACGCAGAUAACUGUCUGACUAUUUUUUGUCUUGCAUCUUUACACAAUAUUGGUGGAAAAAUAAGAAGGCUAUAAAAGCUAUCAUGUGACACAAGGUCACAUCUUAAUAAUAAUUUAUCUUGAUAAACUAGCAAACUUUGCAUUGUUUAUGAUACAGUUGACAUCUCCCAAGGUUGGGGUCACACUCAGGUCAGCAUCCAGUUGUACAUUGUUGGCAGCUCUUACACACCUGCGGCUACACCAGCGAAUAAAAGCACAGCUGAACUUUUACAAAGCCCCAAAAUCCACCUCCAUCAGAGCUGCUCUACAUUUUUGUAAAGUAAAAGAAACACCAGAGAAAUGAGGAGGAAGAGGAAGAUGGGGAAACAGAUGUAACAGUAAAAAGGGAGUGUUAGGAACCUCAGAUCCCCUGUGUGCCUCUAAACCAGAAGUCAAGUAAAAAUCUGUGUUGUAAUUCUAUCUGAUACCAUUCCUCAGACUGCAAACAUGUAACAAUGAGUUCAUAUUAUUGCUACUUCCUGACACUUUCCUAUAGGUUGAAUGUACCAGGAGACUAAAAUAAGGGUUUAUUUCUAUUUUGACGUUUGAAGUCCUGGAUGUUAGACAUUAACUUUUUAUCACUUGCUCCACUGAAGAGCUGAAACCAUCAACUCUGUUUUUCUUUUGUUGUUCAGUUCAGUUUGCAACUACAGGUCACUCCGCUUUCUUCACCAUCAAAGUUGGACAUGGAACAAUGCCAACACUUUACAACUUUGGAUCCCAAAAAGGUUUGUGAGCAUUCCUUUCACAGUGAGACUUUUAUUUUGAAAGAAGUGUUUACUGCACCAGAUUAGUUCCAUAGACUGUAAAUAGAAUGGACAGCGUCUGCUUCCUUGCUGGGUGAAGCCACUCCGAGAACAGCACCCUCUGUUGAUGGGUUGCAAUAUAGGUCAUAAAUCCCGCCUCCGCCAGCAAAGCUUAUGGGGCUGUGGACAAACUUUAGAAAUUUAUUACACAGAACAUAAAUUUUUCUCCCCCUUGCUUGCGGUGUUGACAUGUAGUUACAGUGAGACUGGUUUGUGCUCAAAUCCUCUUUUUUUCUGUGAUGCUCCAUUUUUAAAAGUUAUUAGGGGGUCUAUGUUUUCUUUAAAUAACACCUGAUACAACCUAUUGGCAUACAGGGAUUGUGUAGCUCACCCGGGGAUACGCUGUUUGAGCCGAGCGUCAUCACAGCAACUCUUGGCAACUCUCCGGCCGAAAGCACACAAUGCUACUGUGCAGUGCUGGUUUCAGGAAAUGAAGAAAUAUCCCGGAAAUACCGAGAGCUUUUUGGCUUCAAAUCUGUAUACAGGCGGGAGGCGGAACCAAGUUGUCCAUAGUAUAUACAGUCUAUGGUUAGUUCUUUGGAUAAUCAAACUUAGACAUUAUAUUCUUCUCUCACAGAAUACAACAUAAGUGCUCUUGUAACCAUCGCCACCAAGACCUUUCUGCGCUACGACAAACUCAACGAUCUCAUCAACAGCAUACGACAGUAUUAUCCCACUGUCACCAUAGUGAUAGCAGAUGAUAAUCAGCACCCCCAGCCAGUGACCGGGCCUUACAUCGAACACUACAUCAUGCCAUUUGGAAAGGUUAACAGGCUGACUUCUCUGUAAAAUAUAAUUUCUUUAUUCCUCUAAGCAGCAUAGCUCAGGGACAAAUCUCUCCUCUCACAGGGAUGGUUUGCAGGAAGGAAUCUGGCAGUGUCUCAAGUGACCACUAAGUACGUGCUCUGGGCCGACGAUGAUUUUAUCUUCACUGCAAACACCAAGCUGGAAAUGAUGGUGGACAUCCUGGAGAAGACCACUCUGGAUAUGGUGAGACACAGAAAGCUGAUUUAUGAUUUUUUUUUUUUUCAUUUAUAAUCUCUAGACCUCUGCUGACAAUGGAUACCAUUAUCCUGAUGUCCUUAACUUAGACUGGUGUGAUGAUGGUGCUACAAAAACUGGACUGUGAUUGAGAAAUAGAGGGUUGAGAAAACCUUGGACAACACUGGCCUUGCUGUCCAAGCACAUGUGUCAUAAUUGAAGGUUAUGUCUCAAGCAGGUAGCCAAGGUUGGAUUCCAGUCUCUCCAAGCAUGUCACCUCCUGCUCUUUCUCCUCAUUGUCUGCUUGAAAAUAAAAUGGCAAAAACAGACAGUAGUGGUAUGGCAGGCUGACAGUGAGGAUGUGUUAGUCAAGUGGAAAUAAGGAGAUAAGAACAGCUACUGACUACAGGAAAAUAUGAGUAAGCAUGGGUGAAAGAGAAAGUGCAACUCAUAGUAAAAGAAAAGAAAAGAAAAAUAAAUCAGCAUGUAGAAAACAGUCUUCCUGACUUUACUUGUGCUAGAGUUUCAUUUACAGCUGUGUAGACUGUAUCAGGGUCCUCACACACUUGUUUAAGGGACAGUGGGGCAGCACUCAAAUCCCACAAAUUCAUUUCGAUUAGUAAGGAGGUUAAAGAUUUUUGCACUUUUCCGUUUUGCUAAGAGUCCUUAGCUUCAGACAAUUACAUUCAGCAAAAGCCACACAUGCUGAAGCAAAUUAAGAUCAGGUAUUAAGCAUCUAACAUCAGCAGCUCCUAAAGGAGGACUAAAUAGUCCUCAGCAACCUUCUUUUUAUGUUUGAUCACUAGUUUACUGCUGCGUUUAUGGUAACUUUAGUGGAAUUAUACUAAGAAGAUAUCAGGGUGUCUAACCCCACCUCCCCCACCACCACCAUGGUAAAGGAAAAAAACUGUUUGACCUUUUGUGAGAUGAGCCUGGGGUGGUGGGGGAUCUUCAGCUUGAUGGUUACAGGCAGUAAAGAUGCGAAAUUGUUCAGUCUAGGUGUCAGUUAAGAGGUGGUUUGCAUACAACUGCUCACUUCCUGUUAGAACAGAAACCGUUUUCCUCUUGCAGUGACUGAAAAUGAUGAAAUAUCAAGAUACGGUGUGUUGUAAAGUGGCUGGUGACUUUUGUUUUAUUUUCACACCACCUGCAUGUUACAGUGGGAACUGCCCUCUGUGAGACUUACGCACAUAUUCUUGUGUGUAAAGGUGAAUUAUGUUACCAAACAUCUUCUAUAUCUUUCUGUCUUUAGGUAGGAGGUGCAGUUAGAGAGGUGACCGGUUACACUGCCACAUUUCGUCACACUAUGUCAGUCGAGGAAGGGGGAGAAGAGGGCGACUGUUUGCACAUCAGACAAGGCUACCAUCAUGUUAUUGAUGGUUUUCCAAACUGUGUGGUGGCUGAUGCAGUCAUUAACUUCUUCAUGGGAAGGACAGACAAGCUACAGCAGGUCGGCUUCAACCCCCGCCUGGCACGGCAGGGUCAUCUAGGUAAAGUGUAUCUGGAAUAUUGUCCAUCAAAUAAAUAAAACAACAGUUUGUAGUGGAUGUGAUACAAAAUUUAAGAUUGGGUUAUUCUAAACAUUUUUUUCUUCUUUUGACACUGCAGAGUUCUUCGUUGACGCUCUGGGCUCCCUCCACAUCGGCUCCUGUAGUGACAUCAUAGUGAGCCAUGCAUCAAAAAUCAAACUACCCUGGACUAAAUCAGACCAACAAAAGGCCUAUGAUAAAUUCCGCUACACACAAUCAAACUCUGACGACAAUCUUCAUAAUGAAAUCUACUACUUUAAGAACAGAUUCAAGUGCAUGACCAGCAACUGAAACCUGCAGUCUCUCAUAUCUGUUUGCUGCCUUAACCUGAGGAAGAUGAGGAAUACUGUUGUGAAAAUGAGCCAACAUUUUCAGGGAACUUGUAGACCCCAAAAGAAAGAAGGAUUUUUCUUUUUGAACGUUUUUUUUUACUGCCUCAGCACUACUUUUUAAAAUUUGUGUUAAUAGAUUUUGUUCUGUGAACAUUUUAUGACUUUUUUGUAUGGACUGGAGAGCCAAAUUAGAGACCUCCAUUCACAGUAUAAAUGCACCACAAGAUGUAUCCGGGAAGUUUUUCAUUUUGGCAUUUCCUCUAUUGCUGUCCAUAUGCACAGUGACUGUCAAAGUUAAAGGAAACAGAGUCUUUUCUUGUACACAGACAGAUGCUGCAGGAUGUUAUAGAGAUCACUGCUCCGAAAGCCUUUGUGUCUCACUUACAUUUCCUGAAAUUGUGAAUCAGUAACUCGCAAAGGAGACAAAAAUAGUUAGUGUGUCAAUAGCUGCACCGAAGUUUAUGAUCUAGUGGUCCAGUUGUGGUUAAUGUUUAGGCUGUGUUGUUGUAGUGUGAACAAAGUUGUAAUUGCACGGAUGUAGCAGCAGCAUUUCAAUUUAAAUGCAAUGGUUAACUUCGUGCAACAUUUGAUGUCAAGGUACAACAGCUGAUUUAGUUUCAAGGACUCUGAGUCAGCUCUUGUACUGUGCUUGGGAUCCAACCAUGCCUCUCCUCAGAAAUUUGAAUGUAUUUAUUCUGCUUUGGUCUGAUUUUUUCAAAUCAGGGGCAUGAGUGGAACAGAGAGCUGUUAAAUAUAGUCAAUAUUACACCCAAAACAUGAAAAAAGAAGAACUACCUGCUGAUACUCUAUAUGUGUAGUCUGUAGUGACAUCUCAUACUGUUGAAAUUAUUGCCUGUUUUAAUUUCCUUUAACUUAACUCUUAUUUUUGAAUAUAUGUAGGUUUUCAAAUGAUGCUUUAAAGCAUUCUACCCAUGUGUCCAUAACCUCAAUAUCUUCUUUUAAAUGACAUUCAACUCGGCCGCUAAACUAAAAAAAAAACAAAACUCAGUCAUGCAGAUUUGACAAGUUUGUCACUCAGGGAAUUGUUAUGGUUUUAAAAGCAUUUUUAAGUUAUUAGUGACAUAAAUGUAACUCAUGCAUUUGGCUCUAAACUGUCCAGCAUCAAAGCAGUGUUGUUGUGUCUCGCUGUGUGUAUUGCCUUAUAUGUUAAACUGUUGUACAGUGUUUUGAGUUAUCGAGCUUUUGGAAAGCUUCUCAUCAUUUGCACUUUAAGCAAUGGAGGUGCAUAAAUAUGUAAUAAAGCUUGACAUGUACUGCCUCA
Messenger RNA from Xyrichtys novacula (pearly razorfish), 12005 nucleotides. The record is from the annotation of a GenBank genome assembly. NCBI's taxonomy places the organism in Eukaryota, Metazoa, Chordata, Actinopteri, Labriformes, Labridae.